Messenger RNA from Fonsecaea pedrosoi CBS 271.37, 780 nucleotides. RefSeq lists its product as uncharacterized. The coding region runs from base 1 to 780 and encodes 259 amino acids. NCBI's taxonomy places the organism in Eukaryota, Fungi, Ascomycota, Eurotiomycetes, Chaetothyriales, Herpotrichiellaceae. Gene Ontology annotation, cellular component: intracellular anatomical structure. The transcript has 4 exons. The record is from RefSeq and is a predicted model, not a curated record. Gene Ontology annotation, molecular function: oxidoreductase activity, acting on NAD(P)H, oxygen as acceptor.
AUGGGCUCGAACAACAUCAGAGGCAAAGUAAUCAUCGUUACUGGCGCAGGAGCUGGGAUCGGUCUCGCCAUAACGAAGAUUCUGCUGGCACAGGCAACGGUCUCCCUCGUCGUUGGGGUGGACGUUAAGACAUCAGAGCUCGAAACACUAGCAGUAUCGCAUCCAGACCGUCUUGCAGUGGUGCAAGGAGAUGUGUCCAGUCGAUCUACAAAUGUAUCGGCCAUUGACACCGCAGUUCGCCAAGGAGAAAAGAUCGAUGCGGUCAUUUUGAACGCGGCAAUCUUGCGUCCUGUUGGGCCCAUCGCAGACACAGCAGUCGAGGAGUGGAAGAGACUGUUUGAUGUGAAUUUCUUCGGGUUGGUCCAUGCAAUCCAACUCUCGUUGCCGUAUCUGCGCCAGACCAACGGCCAUCUGCUCAUGACCUCGUCGGGUGUCUCGCUCCAGCCGUAUCACGCCUGGGCGGCCUACGCCUGCUCAAAAGCAGCCAUGAACUCUCUUUGCGCCGGGCUGGCAAAGGAAGAGGAACAAGUGAAAUUCCUGUGCAUGACUCCAGGUAUUGUCGAUUCGGGGAUGCAGGCAGAGGUGCGACAAGAACACAAAACCCAUAUGCCGGCGGAGCAGUAUAAUUGGUUAACGUCGCUUCAUGCCAAUGGGGAGUUGCUCCGCCCAGAGGCCCCUGCGAGUUCGUUCGCGAGGUUGGCAGUCAGUGGGAUUCCCAAGGACCUCAAUGGUCAAGUGGUCGCAUGGGAUGAUGAGAGGGUAACCACUGUAGCUUUUUGA